Molecule: messenger RNA, 1422 nt
Organism: Penicillium egyptiacum
Lineage: Eukaryota; Fungi; Ascomycota; Eurotiomycetes; Eurotiales; Aspergillaceae
Source: the annotation of a GenBank genome assembly
AUGGACAUGCUAUCGUCAAGGUCGUUCCUGGAACUGUCACAAGAAGAAGCAGAAAUAUCAAUAAACACCUUUUCCAGAGAACUGAGCCAUCUAAGAACAAAGGGAGCCCAAUCACCGGAGAUCCCCGACCAACUGACCGACAGCAAGUCGGCCCCGGCUCGUCCCGUGCGGAAAAGAGGCCGGCCGAAAUUAGAGGCUAAAGAUGCUACUGCUAUCGAGGAACGUCGUCUGCAGAUCCGACGGGCACAACGCACCUAUCGUCUCAAAAAGGAGAAUACCAUCCAGACUCUUAGGUCUCGUGUCAAUCUACUAGAGCAGACACUAGAGAAUGUAUCAGAUCUCCUAGACGGAGCCCACCGCGAGGCAAUCAACCACCUCAACAACGAUCCGACUCUUCUGCCAAGCGUGGACUAUCUCGCUCGCACACGAGAGCUCAUUCUAGCAGAAAUAAACAAGGCCCGGUUCACCGAGAACGACGAUGAUCUCCAACUCCAGACCAACCAUCCAUCGACGGACAAGCCCACCUUCGGCUACAAAGUGUCACACACGCGUCCCCAGAAGGACUCCAACAUCCCCUCUUCAUACCCACAAUACAACCGACCCCGCUCCCCAUCCCCACUAAUAAACCGCAUCCUCCCAACAACAACGAUCUACACCUACAGCCACCAAGAAUCCAACCUCUCCCGCCGCCUACACAGAUUCAGCCUCGAGCAUACCUACCGCUGGCUAACAGACCCCCGCACCGAUCCCGCCCUCCUAAGCCGCGUCUUCGGACUAGUCCCCUGUAUCCACGACAUGGCAGGCAUAAGACGUAGUUUCCGGCGCACGCUGCAGUCCGAGAUCGGGAGCGGGCUUGAAUUCGUUAAGAUGCCUUUCUACACGCUCGGCGGUGCGGGUAAGCACUUCCCGCGCGUGGACGGCGACGGAAACCCCGUGUACCCGGAGAACAUUCGGAGACCUGGGAAGAUUCUACGACGGAUGGUGAGGAUUUUGCAGCGGGGUGGGAUCCAGGAUUGGGAUGAGGAUUGGAGUGGAGAGCAGGAGCCUGCUGUUGCGUUGGAGGGAGGGGUGGAUGAGCAGGUGCAGAUGAGUGAGGAGGAGAGGAUUCGUUCGCUGGAUCUUGAUGGGGAGUGGUUUGAUUGCCAUGAUGUCCAGGGGUAUCUGGAGUAUCGGGGUCUUGUGCUUGAUGGGUCGGGGUUGAGGCUCGGCGUUCCGGAGAGUUUGGUUGGGGCUUUGUAUGGCUUUUCGCCGGAUCGGCCGACUGUUUCCAGUCUUUAUCCUUCUCCUGAUGGGUCUCCUCCUAUCGAUAAGAUGGAGUCGGAAUCCUCGACCUCGUCGUAUACUCUGGAUGUUGAGUGUUUCUUCGAUCGUGAGUUAGCCCUCGAUAACGUUUGCUCGUUGUAUCCUUGUCAAUAUCACUGA